Fusarium redolens is the source of this 279-nucleotide messenger RNA. RefSeq lists its product as uncharacterized. Gene Ontology annotation, molecular function: oxidoreductase activity, acting on the CH-CH group of donors. The record is from RefSeq and is a predicted model, not a curated record. NCBI's taxonomy places the organism in Eukaryota, Fungi, Ascomycota, Sordariomycetes, Hypocreales, Nectriaceae. Bases 1 to 279 code for a protein of 92 amino acids. The transcript has 2 exons.
AUGCGUCUAGGCCUAGGGGAACAUCUCCAUGGACGUACCCUCCUCGGUAGUGUUAUUGAGGGUAAGGACUUUGACUUUUUCCACGAGCUGGUCGUGUCAUACGAACUUGCUAGGAUCGGUAUUGACUUUAUGAGCACCCGAGGUAUUGUCGAGGAGUGUCUCAAAUGGUGUGACCAGCGGAUAGUUUUCAAGCGCAGGUUGGUUGACCAGCCCGUCAUUGGGUCCAAGCUCGCCAAGAUGAUUGCGAGCGUUGAGGCAGCGCAGGCAUGGUUAGAGUAG